CCUGGCAUUGAUGGGAAGAGAGGUCUGGCUGGAAAAGAUGGAGAGCAAGGACAAAGAGGAGAUGAUGGCAAAAAGGGUGAUACAGGUGAAACUGGAACUGAUGGUAAAAAAGGGGAAUUGGGUGCUCCGGGCCUGCCUGGUACCCAUGUUCUGGUUACUCAACAGGAGGGUGCCACCCUUGAAGAGAUGCGACAGGCAUUCCCUUUGCCAAUGGGACCUCCUGGGGCUAAAGGUCCACCAGGGAUGAAGGGUGACGCUGGUCUUCCAGGGGAAGCAGCUGACAUGAAGAACAUUGAAGUCAUGUUUGAAGACUAUGGCAUAAGGCUGCCCUUGCUGAAGGCACUGAUUGACAGGCUGCUGCAGGACGGCAUGGUGGAGCUUCUGCAGGACCUAACCACCUCUAGGAGAGUCAAUGAGAAGGAGAAACACGGCUCCAACAUUAUCACUGACUACACAAGAACUGUAAAGUAUGAGAUCUCCAAGGAGCCUCUGACAGAGAUGGACACCAUAGAGGAGGCAGUUGACUCUGACUUAGACAGACAGCUACCAGAACCUAACUCUGAUGCUUUGGAUGAAACGGCGGAGGCCCCCACAUUCUGGAGCCUCACCACUCUUAAUGGUCUUAAAGGGGUCCAAGACGUGGGGAGGAUAGAGAGCACCUCUAAGGGGACAGAGGGGACACUGACAGUGGACGAGGAGUUCAGUGAAGCUCCCUCGCCCAAGUUGACUUUAUCAAACUCAACAUUUAACAACACUACGUCUGAAGAGAGGGUCUCUGAGGUACCAGGGGCAAUAGUAGAAACUGUUCUCCUCAGUGGGGAAGACUCCUUGAAGAAAAAGAAGAGUCGAGAACGGAAGGGCAAGGGACAGAAAGGACGACAUAAGAGGCAAAGAGAACGCCUGGUAAACGCCCAAACUAAAGAUGUAGUCAAAAUAACCAUAUAAACGCCCAAACUAAACAUGUCUAACAGUUACGUUGUUACAGUCUGUUGCUAAGCAUGUCACCCUUAACCUGUUUUAACCUCAACUACAUCAAAUGACAGUGAGAAAAUAAUUACUACCAUUUCUUUCUCAGCAAACAUAACAUUUAUCGAAUUCUAAACCUAAACUAAAAAUAAGCUUAUUAAACUGUACUUGCUGUGCCUAACUUGACCAAUUAAAGCUAUUAAAUCAUCAUAACAGACAUUUUAAAAUGACUAAAA
Salmo salar (Atlantic salmon) is the source of this 1202-nucleotide messenger RNA. NCBI's taxonomy places the organism in Eukaryota, Metazoa, Chordata, Actinopteri, Salmoniformes, Salmonidae. The record is from RefSeq and is a predicted model, not a curated record.